Molecule: messenger RNA, 1195 nt
Organism: Trifolium pratense (red clover)
Lineage: Eukaryota; Viridiplantae; Streptophyta; Magnoliopsida; Fabales; Fabaceae
Product: mediator of RNA polymerase II transcription subunit 13-like
Exons: 8
Coding region: 379-840 (153 amino acids)
Biological process (GO): regulation of transcription by RNA polymerase II
Cellular component (GO): mediator complex
Molecular function (GO): transcription coregulator activity
Source: RefSeq, a predicted model, not a curated record
GGCAAUCUUUAUACAUGUCAUAGUGUCCUCAAAGAAUAUCCGGAUGCUUUCCACCAGUGUUCUAGAAAACUAUCGAAACAUUCUACGGAGACAACAUAUAGACAUCCAGUGAUUGUUUCUCCUCAUGGAAUACGUGGCAGCCUGACUGGCUGUUCAGCAAGUGAUCUUGUCAAGCAAAGUUAUUUCAGCAGUUCUUCCAAAUUUAGGGGGUCAAAUGGAGUUAUAGGUCUCCCGUAUCACAUUUCCCAGGGUGUUGGUUGCCAGCUGAGGGGGCAGAAUCGUUUUGUUGAAGUGAGCCUCGGCUUCCCUAGAUCUGAAACUGACAAGGCAUUGCAGUCAAACAAAAAUCUUGGUAGGAAUUUACCCAAAUCUCCUGUCAUGGGACACAGUGACCACAAGGGAUCACCAGAUCAUUUGUCAGAUAAUGAGAAAACAUUUCUCUAUCCAGCUGAGUCAGUUCUUGUACCAGUUUUUCAAACAUCGUUAGCUAGGUCUUCUUUGAGAAGGUUUUGGCUGCAGAAUUGGAUGGGUCCAUCCCUGACUGGUUCCUCAUCCUUUAUUCACUGUGCUGGUAAUGUGGAAUCUACUGACGAUCCUUGGAAUGAAUACAAUGGAUCCCGAACUCAAAAUAGUUAUGAUAGUAGCAGCAAUAGCAACAAUAGCAGUAUCAGUAGCUUAAGUGCCAGCUCUAACGAUAGUGAUUACAAGAUUACAGGACCAAAUGAACUAGAGGCAGAUGCUGAUUCUUUAGCAUGUAGACAGUCUAUGAUGUCUUCCGCCGAUCGGUUGGGAAGUGAUGGCCCCAAAUUGGGCUCUAAGCGGUCUCAAAACAGUUAUUAAGUAGGGCUACAAAUAUUCCUGGGCAAGAUGCAUACAUGUCUGAUUUUGGUUCCAUGGAAGUUAACAAUUCUGUCAUUACAAGUUUUGAUGAGCCAAUUGGGUCUUACUGGGACUGGGGUGAUAAUGAUGAGGAGAAUUAGGCAUGGUAAUGGAUAUUGGAGCUCUUUUAUCCGAGUUUGGUGACUUCUUUGAAAAUGAAAAAUUGCCUUUUGGAGAGCCCCAGGAACUGCUGAAUCUCAGGCACUUGUGUUGUCUGCCCCGGAUUGUGGAGAUUUCAACAGCAGUCCAGUUGGUGCCAAUGUGAUGGAUGUUUCAGAUCAAAUUCUUUUGCCUGUUGGGUUUUCUUCCUUUGAGA